AUGGACAAGGCCUCUUCUGUACUCGCUGCCCUCAACGCCGGCAAGAUCCCCUCUUCCGCGCAGCUCGCCACCUGGGUCGACGCUGCCCUCGACUCCGCCGUCCUCCGCGCAGACCCCUCCGCCGACGGCGGCUCGGAGCUCAGCCAGCAAGGCAAGGCCCUCCAGAACGGCCUCCGCGACGUUCUCGUCGCCUGGAAGCAGCUUGGAGAGAGCAAGAACGGCGACAACCUCCUGCAAGAAUCCCUCUGGCACCUCUCCGCCGCCGACCUCUCCUCCACCACCGCCAACGUCGACGUCGACACCGACCAGGCUCACCGCGACGCCCGCAACCUCGCCCGUGCCCUCCGCACGCUCGUCUCCGUCGUCGGCGAGAACAUCGCCCAGGAGGGACGCAGCGUCUUCCACGACUUUGCGUCCUUCAGCCGCCUCGCCCUUGCGGACGCCGCAGAGUACGUUGCUGACGGUGCGCACAAGACUGCCGAAGGGCUGCGCGAGCUCGACAGCCAGGUCGACGCGGGCGAGCGGAACGAGGUCGGGGUGCGGAAGCGCAAGGCCGACGAGGUGGAGGAGGAAGACCAGGAUGCGCGCGCAAAGUUCGAGCGCGGGAUGGACAAGACGAAGGUGGUGGGGGGGAAGGCGAUCGGUGCGGGCCAGGCAGCGGUUGAUACCGCCGAGGACGUCGCGAACCGCACGACGACGCGUCUGGAGGAUGCGUUCAACAAGAUCUGCGACCGUGCGCAAGAGGACGAGCAGUACCACUCUGCCGUCUCCACGCUCUUCGACGUCGCCCACAAGUGGAUCCACCGCAGCCUCGACAGCGCGGGCGACGUCAACCGGGACACGUCCCUCGAGGCGUUUAUCAACGACCCGACGCCAGAGCAGCACCUCCUCCAGGGCAUCCGCGGGCUGCGCGCAGUGCUCGAGCGGCUCGCGGGCGGGAAGAGCCUCGACGGCCUCUUCGGCGCGGUCCGCGUGUGCGGCGUCGACGUGCAGCAGGACGAGAGCAUCCGCUCGUGGUGCGACUCCGCGCUCGAGCACGCGCGCAAGUGCGUCGAUGAGCAGGGGUACGUGCGGAGCGAGGAGGCGAAGGAGCGGGGCGAGGCGCUGCGGAGGGAGGGGCGCGAGCUCGCGGACAAGGACUCGGACGAGGGACGGAAGUGGAAGGAAGACGUGGGGGAGUUCCGGCGCGAGGCGGCGGAGUUUGAGCAGGCGAUGGAGCGGGACGAGGAGCUGCGCAAGGUCAGGACGGCUCACCGACAGCUCGGGGACGACAUCGAGGAGAGCCUCGUCGUGGCGGGCAGCGCGGGCUUGCAGACACUCAUGGAGAAGGCGCCGUGGUUUUGGCAGGACCUGUUCAACUUCUACCUGCCCAAGGCCGUCGGGAUGCUCAAGGACAUCCCGAUUCCGAGGACGGAAUACAAGGACAGCGAGGUCGAGUUCGUGCUCGAGGACCUCGACAUAUCAAGCUUCGGCCUGCUGCCCGGGCACGCGUACAUCCGGAACAUCACGGACAUCGACAUCCAGGCGCCGUCGAGCGGGCAGACGAACACCGCGGUCGGGUCGCUCACGCGGAUCUACAUCCAGGCGCUGCACCUCGCGCUGCGGGAGGUGAGCUUCUACUACAAGGACAAGACCGCCGCGGUCGGGCCCGCGGAGUUCACGGGCAUGCUCGCGUUCACGCUCCCGCCGCAGGGCAUCGACCUGGACGUCGUCGUGCGGAGCAUCCCGAACUCGGCGGAGGGCCUGAAGGAGCGCGCGCGGCGCGGCGGGUUCCUCGAGGUGCAGCGGGUGGAGGCGCGGGUGAGCGAGGACGUGGAGGUGCGCGUCACGGAGAGCAACCACUCGGUGCUCGUGAGCGUGUUCCGGCCGGUGAUGGUAGGGCGGUUCCGGGACGCGCUGCGGGUGGUGCUCGAGCAGCAGGUGCGCGCGGCGAUCGAGGCCGCGGACGCGCUCCUCUGGGAUGUGGGCAAGCGCGCGGACGUGUUCGGGGAUGCGGGGCUCGGGCGGGGGGCUGCGCUCGUUGCCGGGUUCUGGAGCGAGCUUGGGCACCUGCGGAAGACCGGCGAGGGUGGGGGCGUGCUGGGCGGGUGGCGCGCGACGGGGACCGGCGUGGUGAAGCGGGACGGGGAGGCGCAGUUCGCGAUGGGGGCGGAACCGCAGGUGUUGGGGGGCGAGAAGCGGGGCCCGAAGGGGACGCUGAGUGAGUCGGUCGCGGAGCGGUAUGAUCUCGAGGGGAAGAAGGAGGCGGCGGCGGAGACGGGCGGGCAGCUGAAGGGUGUGGCGGAGCAGGCGAAGGAGGGCGUGAAGGAGGGCGUGAGGAAGGUGCGUGGGUUUGGGGAAGCAGUUGAGAGGAAGACGGAGGAGGAGCGCGGGAGGGACGGGUGGCAGAGCUCGGCGUUUGACGUGUCUGCGUGA
Messenger RNA from Fomitopsis serialis, 2415 nucleotides. RefSeq lists its product as uncharacterized. The transcript has 4 exons. The record is from RefSeq and is a predicted model, not a curated record. Bases 1 to 2415 code for a protein of 804 amino acids. Lineage: Eukaryota; Fungi; Basidiomycota; Agaricomycetes; Polyporales; Fomitopsidaceae.